AUACUCGAUACAACGACUUCAGUUCAAAAGAGCCUUAAUGUUAAAAAAGGAACUGGACCAAGCCUGUGAUGCAGCAAGACUAACAUUUAUGUAAGCUAACUCUCAAUUACAUUAUACGAAAAUUACAGUGUGCAGUUAGUAGCAGUAACUAUGUACACUGCAAGUGUGAUCAUCAGUUUCCUAGCAGUCACGAGUAUUGCUACCUCCACCCUCUACCAUAUUGUACCCGACGAUCACAUGUGUCAGCUGUACAGCACUGAUAGGUGCAUGUCAUUAGCACAGUUUGGUAGUCUAAGCAACCCGAGUGUGGACGAUGCUUUGACAAUGGUCCUCUCCUCAGGAGUGCACCGACUAGACCGAUACAUCUCACUCGUGAAUAUCAGCAAUGUUUCCAUAGCUGGAGGCAAUACAGUUGUCAACGUUACAGGAUCUAGUGGUUUUAUUGUGAGUAAUGUGCACACACUGGAUAUUGCAGGGCUUGUAAUGAUCAUACGCGGACAAACGGUAUUGAAAAUCAGUCAGACAAAGAGGGUCACAAUUCAAGACUGCAAUAUACAGACGGGGAUUGAAAAUGAAGAAAUUAGUGAACAAAUACAUGUAGCUAUACAAGUGAGGCAAACAGAAUCCAUGCUUGUGCUGAGGAGUAGCUUCACAAAUAAUCGUAUUCAACAGCAAAACAUUACGUCAUCGUAUAUUCGUGGAGGUGCACUGUCAGUCGUGGGUGCUCACGACUUCACUAUAGCCAAGAGUAACUUUACUGACAACCAGGCAAGAGGGCUAACACAAAUAAAUGGUGGAGUGAUACACUUGGAAGAAAUUAAGAAUGUUAUGAUAUUGGACUCAAUCCUGAAAGAAAAUAAAGCCACCUGCACAAAAUGUCAAGUAGAUAUAAGAGGGGGAGUACUAUUCGUACGAAACGCACAUCUAUUUCAAAUAAUCAACACUACAUUUGUGGGCAAUAAAGCUUCAAACACGUUUCGUUACAGUUUGGGUGGGGCAGUCUAUGCCGAGGUCGAUUUUAUAAGUAUUUCAGGCUGUCAAUUCACAAGCAACAAAGCAGACUACGGUGGUUCAAUCUAUGUACGACGCGGGACACUAUCAAGCUCCAAUAAUGACUACACGAAUAACCAUGCAAAGAUGGACGGAGGCGCAGUUGCCAUGACAACGAAUGUAGCUACAUGUAGUUUUAAAAGCGAUAAUUAUACCGGUAAUAGAGCUGAUGGUGAUGGAGGUGGCAUUUGGGUCAGUGUGACCAAUAUGACUAUUUCUAAUUGCUAUUUUACGAAUAACAAAGCUGAAUUCAAUGGAGGAGCAUUUUCUGCAUUUCUAACCACAGGUGGUCAGUUUCAAAGCACACAGAACGAAUUUACACACAAUACAGCCAAACACAAAGGAGGAGCUGGUCAUGUGACACACGCGGACAAAGGGUAUUACACAAGUACACAGAACACGUUCAUCAACAACACAUCUGAAGACCAAGCAGGGGCAAGCUAUGUCACGAUGGGAGAGCAUGGUUUGUACAACUGUUCACAAAACCUCUACCUCAGCAACACUGCAAACAUGGGUGGGGCGUUAGUUGAACAGCUCGACAACACAGGUUACUAUUACAGCCAGAAAAAUGAAUUUAUUCGCAACAUAGCAAAGAAUUUCGGCGGAGCAGUUAGCCUAUUUCUUGGGAACCACGGUUACUAUCACAGCAUUGACAAUUUGUUUAGCCAAAACAGUGCAGAUGACAUAAGAGGGGGCGGAGGGGGUGUACACACAUACGUUACAGACAAUGCGAUUUAUAACAGUUCACAAAACAGGCUUCGUCACAAUUUUGCAGCGUAUGUUGGAGGGGGGAUGGACGUUAUACUAAGAGAUAAUGGAUCAUACUACAGUGUACAAAACAUGUUUCAUAGCAACAGUGCGAAGUAUACUGGGGGCGGAGUCAAUGUGGAGUUCAACGACAAUGGGAAAAAUCAAUAUACGAGCUCACAUGAUCAAUUUUUUUACAACACCGCUUGCGAUGGUGGAGGAGCUGUGCACGUACUUUUUGAGAGAAAUAUUGGAAAUGGAGUUUAUCGAAGUUCACACAAUAUUUUUGUUAAUAAUUCAGCAGUGUACUACGGUGGAGCUGUAAAGGUUGUCCACGGCAGCUAUUUCAGUGCAAAGGACAUAUACACAAACAAUACUGGAUACGUUGGUGGAGCUGUGGCCACAUUUCAAGAUUUUGCCAACAUUGAACAAGCGAUAUUCACGAGCAAUCAAGCUACGCUAGCUGGAGCUGCGUUACACGUUAUAGAUGGAGAUGCAAAGAUAAGCAAUUGUGUUUUCGAGGAUAAUUCACAGAGAAAUAUAACAACAGUGUCUAUAGUUGGUACCACACUGACAAGCCAUAACAGUUCUUACAUACACAACGAAGGUAAUGCUCUCUACAUGUUGGACAGCAUUGUCGAGCUGAGUGGAGUUAAUACAUUCACGGGCAACAAGAACGGGGCAAUAGUCAGCACACAGAGUUUUAUCGUGUUCAGAAACUCAAGUGUAAUCAUCGCAAACAACGAAGCUAAACUUGGUGGUGGUCUAUUCUUGGCUGAAAGUCAGCUGCUCAUAUACUGCAGAGUGACGUUACAAGGGAACACAGCCACUCAUGCUGGAGGGGCAAUAUAUGCCUAUCAAAGCAAAAUAAUAUUCAAUAGCAAACAGGGCAUGCAAAUAAGCCAAAACACGGCCGUAACUAAGCAAGCAGGUGGUGUGUCACUAAUUUCUUCCAUCUUUAAAGUGUCGAGAGGGACAGUGGACAUAUCGAACAAUACGGGCGUCCACGGUGGAGCUAUGUUUCUGGAGCAGAACUCAAGAGUGUAUGUGUACAACGUUUCCUUUACACCAGACGAUAUAGCAAUUGGACGAGUGGCUUUCACCAGCAACAGAGCAUAUAAUGGAGGAGCUCUAUACGUUGUAGACAGUACUGCAGCUGGUACUGUGUGUGAGAAGAGAGACGAACAGGCAGAGCAAUUACAGACUGAGUGUUUCAUGCAAACACUAACACUGAACACGGCCAUCAAUCUUGAUGCAUCUUUAGAUCAUGCCGGUCACCAUCACGACUACACAUUCAUAUCAUUCACAAACAACAGAGCCAAGUACAAAGGGAAUGACAUAUACGGUGGACUCUUAGACAGAUGUUCACCGAGCGUGGAAGCUUACUCGCAAAAUGUCACAGGCUUAAACUAUAUAAGAGCUAUGGCUUUCUUCAGACACGACCACAGAAACGGAAUGAAAUUAUCUACAAAUGAACUAAAAGAGCAUUUUGCUUCUGAUGCAGUUCAGGUAUGCUUUUGUACAGCUGGUAAUACGUACGACUGUACAGUUAUGGAACAGAAUGUAUUUACAAGAAGGGGAGCUACAUUUGGAGUUGAAGUGACAGCAGUCGACCACAUUCAAACACAAAUGGCCGCAACGGUACUUGCUGCAUUCAGUUUGAACAGCAGUAUUGGCAGAUUCAAGGAGAAGCAAGUAAAGAGAGGCAUUUCUAACAAGUGUACAAAGCUUCUAUAUAAUGUGUAUUCUGACAAACCUACCAUUCAAAUAGAUCUCUAUGCCGACGGUCCUUGUGGUAACAGAGGCAUUUCUAAAAGAAUUGUAAACGUGAUCUUUCUACCUUGUGACUGCCCUAUCGGAUUUCAGCCGUCAAAAUCAGCCACAGAAUGCAUUUGUGAGUGUGUCACAGAGCUAAGCACAGUAGCCACCUGCUCUGAAGAUGAACUCAUACAGCUGAUACAAAACAAAUGGGUUGGCUACGUUAAUGAAAGUGAAAGCAACAAUGGUCUCAUUAUUCAUCAUUGUCCAUUCGAUUACUGUCAACCACGACCGGUUAAUAUUACAUUCGAGGUCAAUGGUGGACCUGAUAUGCAGUGUGCUUAUAAUCGUACAAAACUAUUAUGUGGGCAAUGCAAAUAUGGACUUAGUUUAGUUCUUGGCUCGUCAAAAUGCAAGCCAUGCACAAAUCAGUACUUGUCUCUUAUUGUGCCCUUUGCUGGCCUAGGAAUUUUACUUGUUGCGUUUAUUCUAAUUCUAAAUAUGACAGUAGCCAUAGGAACAAUCCACGGACUCAUAUUCUACGCUAACAUAAUCGGUGCAGCUAAACCAGUAUUCUUUUCGGGACAAGAAACACUUUUUAUAAGAGUGUUCAUAUCAUGGCUUAAUCUAGACUUUGGAAUCGAGACAUGCUUCUACGAUGGAAUGGAUUCCAAUACAAAGGUUCUAUUACAGCUGGCAUUUCCGUCCUACCUAAUUCUACUCACCAUCAUCAUAAUCGUAUUAUGUGAGUACUCAAAGCGAUUUGCCACUCUUCUAGCACACAAAAACCCGGUGGCCACUUUGAGCACUCUCUUACUCCUCUCCUACUCAAAGCUACUAGGCACCAUCAUAGCAGGACUCCAGUAUACACACCUUAAGCAACCAGAUGGCUCUUACAAGAUUGCGUGGCUGUUUGAUGCUAACAUGCCCUACUUUGGAUCAAGUCACAGAAUUGUGCUCUUUGUUUUCUCUCUCUUUAUAAUAGUCCUAGGAGCUAUAUACACCAUACUGCUAUUCUUUGGGCAAUGGCUAACUCGAUUUUCUGAUAGGAAGCUUAUGAAAUGGACCAAACAUCCCAAGUACAACGCAUUCAUUGAUGCCUAUCAUGCCCCCUUUGACCCUAAGCAUCGCUACUGGGUGGGGCUGCUCCUGUUCAUUAGAAUAGCUCAAAAUAUAUUACAAACAUUAAUAGCCGAGCAGUCAGUCACAAUACUGAGCAUCACCUGCAUAGCCAUCUUUCUGGUAGCUCUGAAGAUCCUAAACACAAGAAUAUACAAAAACUGGGCACUAGACACACUGGAAAGUUUCUUCUUAAUCAACAUCAUCGUUUUAUCGGCAGCUACGUAUCACGUGAGAGAGUCUAAUGGAAACCAAUCAGCCGUCAUCAUCACAUCUAUCUCAAUCGUUGCUAUAACGUUUUUGGCUAUCCUUGGCUACCAUGUCUACGACUGCAUGCUUAAAAAUACCGAAACAUGGAAAAAAUUGAGACGCAUUUUCACAAGACGACAGUACAGAGACUAUGAGCUAGUGGCACUGAUUCAGGACAGUAGCGAUUCAGAGGACUCGGUGUUUGAAGAUACACAAUCUGUAGACAGUUAUACUGGCCGCACAGUGAACACGCCCCCUCCUUGCAUAGAGCCACACCUCCUGUAUGACCCGCCUAUCAUUCAGUCUGCUGUGAGACUGGACCAGCUGAGAGAGCCAGCUCUGGACGUCAUCGACCCAGUCACUGACGAUCACUACAGGGAGGUGUGGAGAAGACCACACCCACCCCCUCCCCCCAGGAGAAUCACUAGUCAGAUUGUGGACAUACAAACCUAACUAACUAACUAACAACACAUUCUUAUAAUUAUAGCAGAGCACAUACAUGUACAUGUAGCUAGAGGAAAUAACUUAUGUACAUGUAGCUAGAGGAAAUAACUUAUGUACAUGUAGCUAGAGGAAAUAACUUAUGUACAUGUAGCUAGAGGAAAUAACUUUUGUACAUGUAGCUAGAGGAAAUAACUUAUGUAGUACAAUGGUACAUAUGAUUUUACCAUGCACGAAACGUUUAAUUGAGAGAGUGAUACAUGUACAUGUCAUGAAUGUAUCAGGUUGUACAUGUAAA
Molecule: messenger RNA, 5662 nt
Organism: Halichondria panicea
Lineage: Eukaryota; Metazoa; Porifera; Demospongiae; Suberitida; Halichondriidae
Exons: 1
Coding region: 151-5376 (1741 amino acids)
Source: RefSeq, a predicted model, not a curated record